AUGGAUGUAAAUUUUGAAUCUCUUUUCCUUCCAUCACCAACCAAUAGAAAGAGAGCUUAUGAAGAGCUGAGCAUCAGACUAAACACCACUAAGGACAAGAGGGUUUUACGUAACCAAAGAGGGAUAAACCUGAAAGUAUCGAACAGAACUAGGCUGCAGCAAAGUCUGGCAAGGCCAGAGCCUGGCCAGGCCUUAAGGAGCAAGGUGGCCUCAAGACUAAAGAUACUAAAUAGCAGUGGUACUGUACACCAACAUUUAAAAGCAAGGGGUAAUCCUACAAGAGAAAACAGGAAUCUUGACCUCCAAGAAUUCAUGACCGAGCAGAAGCCACCAAAAAUCUCCAACUUAAACAAUGAUUUGAAUGAUAUAAGAAUCAUCAAGAAGUCAGAACCACUCUUACUCAAACAUCAAAGUAGGGAUAUUCAAGCUGUGAUCAGUAAAGAAACCCUCAAUUUCAAGCUUAGUAAAAGAAGCCCCAGGAAGAUCUUCAAGUUAAAAAGAAAGAUCCUUCUCGGCUCUCGAAGAUCCCCAAUCAGAAUAAUUAGGCCGUAUAUUGCAAAAUCAAGGCUGCGAAACCUUCAAGACCUGAGUGAUACUAACCUGCAAGCUAAUAACACCUUUGAGGAGCUUUCAGUCAUGCAUCCUCAUACCAUUGACAUUGCGAAAUAGGAACUACACGCAAAGGUUUAAGUCGAAUUGUCGCCGUAGACCUCUCCCUCGAUUAAUGCCUCCCAGCUGUAUCCUCAUGAGAAAUGAUGCCUCCACUUUCCUGUAAAUAGCAG
Moneuplotes crassus is the source of this 782-nucleotide messenger RNA. The record is from the annotation of a GenBank genome assembly. NCBI's taxonomy places the organism in Eukaryota, Ciliophora, Spirotrichea, Euplotida, Euplotidae.